Diceros bicornis minor is the source of this 1398-nucleotide messenger RNA. It is a transcript of the gene C1QL2, whose product is annotated as complement C1q like 2. Bases 1 to 864 code for a protein of 287 amino acids. The transcript has 2 exons. Gene Ontology annotation, molecular function: protein binding. The record is from RefSeq and is a predicted model, not a curated record. Lineage: Eukaryota; Metazoa; Chordata; Mammalia; Perissodactyla; Rhinocerotidae.
AUGGCGUUGGGGCUGCUCAUCGCCGUGCCGUUGCUGCUGCAGGCGGCGCCCCCGGGCGCAGCGCACUACGAAAUGAUGGGCACCUGCCGCAUGAUCUGCGACCCAUACAGCGCCGCACCCGGCGGGGGGCCCGCGGGCGCCAAGGCGCCGCCGCCCGGACCCAGCACUGCCGCCCUGGAAGUCAUGCAGGACCUAAGCGCCAACCCUCCGCCUCCUUUCAUCCAGGGACCCAAGGGCGAUCCAGGGCGACCCGGCAAGCCCGGGCCGCGGGGGCCUCCCGGAGAGCCGGGCCCGCCUGGACCCAGGGGUCCCCCGGGGGAGAAGGGCGACUCGGGGCGGCCCGGGCUGCCGGGGCUGCAGCUGACCGCGGGCGCGGCAGGCGGUGUCGGGGUGGUGGGUGGCGGAACUGGGGGCGGCGGCGACUCUGAGGGCGAAGUGACCGGCGCGCUGAGCGCCGCCUUCAGCGGUCCCAAGAUCGCCUUCUACGUGGGUCUAAAGAGCCCCCACGAAGGCUACGAGGUGCUCAAGUUCGACGACGUGGUCACCAAUCUCGGCAAUCACUACGACCCCACUACCGGCAAGUUCAGCUGCCAGGUUCGCGGCAUCUACUUCUUCACCUAUCACAUCCUCAUGCGCGGCGGCGACGGCACCAGCAUGUGGGCGGACCUCUGCAAGAAUGGGCAGGUCCGGGCCAGCGCCAUCGCGCAGGACGCUGACCAGAACUACGACUACGCCAGUAACAGCGUGGUGCUGCACCUCGACUCAGGAGACGAGGUGUACGUGAAGCUGGACGGCGGGAAGGCGCAUGGAGGCAAUAACAACAAGUACAGCACGUUCUCGGGCUUUCUUCUGUACCCGGAUUAGGGGCUCAGGGAGCGCAAGGUGGAGAGGCUUUAGGCCGCCCUAUGCCCAUGGGAGCGCGCUAUUCCCUGGCGAGGACCACUCUAGCUUCAUGACACUUCCUGACAUCGUUGAAAAAGACACAUCCCUGCUGUCCUCCCUGUCCCGCUCCCGACUUAAGUGUGUCUGCGACUCAUCACGCUCCAGGCUGAGCUCCUGGUCCCUGCCCCCAACCUGGGGAGGGAUAGGGGGACGCCCAAGUGACGAGAAGAGCGUGAACAUGAACCCCUGCGGCCGGGGCGGCUGCGGCAUCGCAGACUUUGCAAACCUGAUUGGACUGGACAGGCCGGGCGGGACACCUGCCCUCCUCCAGUCCCCUUCCUCUUCUAAGUGCCCUGAGACCGAGGGCUCCCCGCCCUGGCCAGCACGAGCUCUCUGGGGCAUCCUUCUUUGUAACCCAAAAUACUUGUGCAAAUUUCCCUAUCAGCCAAAAACCCUCCUGCAGCAGAAUCCCAGCAAACGGAAAAUUCACUGCACUCCCGACUCAGACCCACCGCG